AUGAUAUUGUGGGAUAUUCUUACAGCCGGUCCCGAGGCCACAUCAAUGUUUGAACAGACACUCCUUUAUGGACAACAAGGAGCACAAGAAGCCAUUCAAUUCGAGCAUGACCCCGAGAUUCAUCUGCAGCUGGGAACGUCGGGCUGGUCGGAGUCGAUGCCGGAAGACGAUCUACAGUAUGAAAAGAUGACGCGCGCAUGGCCAAGGCAUUGUUUGGGGCAAAUACCAAGUGCUGAGGCUCUGUCGGCGAGUCUCUCCUCAAAUACGCCUCUAUCCCUCCUCCAUAUUGUCUAUAGUUUUAUAUUGCUAAGCAGUCGUGUCAAUUGUCUCAGCGAUCAUUAUUCUGAGAUUGAUGAUGUCACGAAAAUUCUGGCGUUGAAUCCACGCUAUAAUAAAAACGCCUACCCCACACAGCAUAUAGACCGUCCAACGGAGGUGAAAGUGCAAAUGUAUGUGGAGGGAAUGUCAUCAUUUCGAGCACAAUCUAUGGAUUUCCAAAUCGACAUCUAUUUGCAAGAAAUGUGGAUCGACGAACGAUUACGACAUAAUAAUACGAAGCGGAUAUUGAUCAAGGAUCCCAAGUUAUUUGGCCUUAUCUGGCAUCCCGAUCUGUAUUUCGCGAAUGCUCGUACAGCCUCAUUCCACGAAGUGACCAUGCCCAAUUUCUUGGUAUGGAUCUAUCCGAAUGGGACUGUAUGGUAUGAUGCCCGCGUAUCCGGGGCCAUACUAUGCGCACAGAAUCUUGCCAAAUACCCUCUGGACCGUCAGAUGUGCUAUUUGCGGAUAUUGUCAUAUGCGUACGAUAAUGAGCAACUGGUGAUCUCUUGGAAUGGGGAAGUGCCAAUUGAUGUGAAUAAGAAGAAUCAAAUGCCCGAUAUGAAACUGAUAAAAACGGAAUUUCGAAUACGCAAUGAUACCUAUGCCACUGGGGUAUGGUCGUGUGCAUUGGCGGAAUUCUACGUGGAUCGAGAGAUAAUGCAUCACAUCAUCCAAUCCUAUAUCCCCACCACGCUAAUUGUCAUUAUUUCGUGGUUCUCGUUUUGGUUGGAUGUCGAAGCUGUGCCAGGCCGUGUCUCGCUCUCUAUCACCACUCUCCUCACUCUCGCCACCCAGAGUUCAGCUGCCCGGAUGGCACUUCCACAGGCGUCAUACGUGAAAGCAAUCGAUGUAUGGAUGGGUGCAUGUAUGGCAUUUGUAUUCUCGGCCAUGAUCGAAUUCACUGUCGUAAACUAUUGCACGAGAAGGAAGCCACAUAGAGGGGGAGCAGGAGGAAGAGGAGCUGGACAAGAAGUACGAGGAUUGACACAGCAAAUACAUGAUCUUGUGAGGGAAUAUCGACAGCAGAGGGAGCAACAGGAUAAGCUGCAAUCCUCGGCGGUCUAUGAAUGUUCAUCCCUGGUAAAUGGGGAUGGACAGACACAAUCUGUGCUGAAUAAAAGACAAAUGAGAGGAGGAGAUCCAUCUACAGCCACUGACACCCCUCAACCAUACUUCUUCCAAAGGAAUAUCAUCCCCUCUACAAGGAGGAAAAAGAUUGAAGAAAGAAUCAACCGCGUGGAGGAGAACCGUAAAUAUGCUCAAAUGAUCGACAGAAGAAGUCGCGUCUAUUUCCCGCUGGCAUUUAUUAUAUUUAAUGCAAUCUAUUGGCUAUAUUAUCUGAUGCUGGCCCCCGAUCAUAUUGAUGAUUUGGAAGAG
This is a messenger RNA of Mesorhabditis spiculigera, 1695 nucleotides long. Lineage: Eukaryota; Metazoa; Nematoda; Chromadorea; Rhabditida; Rhabditidae. The record is from the annotation of a GenBank genome assembly.